ACAGCAACAGGACUCUCCAUGUGGCAAGGGCACCUGGAGGUGGGAGGGCAGGAGCGUCGUCUUGCCCUGGCAGAAGAAGCGGUAGGCUCUGUCUGCGUGGCAGCUGGUCCCCAGCCCUAGGAGAGAAGCUGUCUCCCUCAUUCCUCCUGAGUCCUGCUCCAGCCCCUUUGUCCCAGGGACCCUGGUAUCACCACCAACCCCUUGAUGAUGGAGUGACAUGCAGGGUCGUUUGCCAUGGCAGGUGUGAAAUACCCGGGACAGGACCCUGUGGAUUUAGACAUAUACCAAAGCUCCCACAUGGUCGACUAUCAGCCCUACAGGAAGCACAAAUACUCCAGGGUCACGCCGCAAGAGCAGGCAAAGCUCGAUGCUCAACUCCGGGACAAAGAGUUUUACAGGCCCAUCCCUAACCCCAACCCCAAGCUAACAGAUGGGUACCCUGCUUUCAAAAGACCCCACAUGACUGCCAAAGACCUGGGACUCCCCGGCUUCUUCCCAUCACAGGAACAUGAGGCCACGAGGGAGGACGAGCGCAAGUUCACCAGCACCUGCCAUUUCACAUAUCCAGCUUCCCACGAUCUGCACCUGGCCCAGGGUGACCCCAACCAGGUCCUCCAGAGUGCUGACUUUCCGUGCCUCGUGGAUCCCAAACACCAGCCUGCUGCAGAGAUGGCCAAAGGCUACCUGCUACUGCCAGGGUGUCCCUGUCUUCAUUGCCAUAUAGUCAAGGUCCCCAUCUUGAACCGGUGGGGACCCUUGAUGCCAUUUUACCAGUAGGAAGGAUGAAAAUACCUUCCAAAGGCUCUUCCAAGGGCAUGUGGAAAUCCUAUGACCUUGGAGUGCAGAGAGGAGAACUGAAAAUAAAACUGGAAAGAUGUUCCAACUGCA
Homo sapiens (human) is the source of this 888-nucleotide messenger RNA. RefSeq names its product sperm microtubule inner protein 9 (gene SPMIP9). Gene Ontology annotation, cellular component: nucleus; cytoplasm; axonemal A tubule inner sheath. Bases 235 to 777 code for a protein of 180 amino acids. NCBI's taxonomy places the organism in Eukaryota, Metazoa, Chordata, Mammalia, Primates, Hominidae. The transcript has 5 exons. Gene Ontology annotation, biological process: flagellated sperm motility. The record is from RefSeq and is a predicted model, not a curated record.